AUGGCUAAUCCUGAUGUAGCUCAAGUUAGUUCACUGCCUUUACCUCCGAUGCAGUACAUUAAUUUGUUUACCGAUGAAAACAUUAAAAUGAAAAGAGUACCUAGACCACCACCUCCUAUUCACGAUUCCUAUAAUAUGUUUGGUCAUACUUUUAAUGCCGAUGAUACAAUUAUUAGGUCUCUGGAAAGUCAGGGUAUAAAACGAUUGUAUCCACAACAUUUUGACAGAAGAAAAGAACUGAGAAAAUUAAAUCAUUCUCUGCUAGUAAACUUUUUAGAUUUAUUAGACACAUUAGUUUUAUGUCCUGAUUCACCUAAAAGAACUGAAAAAGUUGAUGAUCUCAGCCUAUUAUUUUUUCACAUACAUCAUUUAUUAAAUGAAUUUAGACCACAUCAAGCUAGGGAAACUUUACGAGUAAUGAUGGAACUUCAAAAACAGCAAAGAAAUGAGACUGCAAUUAGAUUUCAGAAGCACUUGGAUAAAGUUUUGGAAAUAAUCAAUACUGCUCUACACAAUCUACCGGAUUCCUCUGAUGGUGAAAACAGUAUGUCAGUAAACACAGAAUUAUUCGACAAUAUCGAUUCUUUAUCUAAUGAUUCUGCUGAUAGAGACAUUUAUACAGAAUUAGAUAAACAAAUGUGUGAAAUUGUCGAUGCUUUAUAA
Molecule: messenger RNA, 663 nt
Organism: Pediculus humanus corporis (human body louse)
Lineage: Eukaryota; Metazoa; Arthropoda; Insecta; Psocodea; Pediculidae
Product: Cofactor required for Sp1 transcriptional activation subunit, putative
Exons: 3
Coding region: 1-663 (220 amino acids)
Biological process (GO): regulation of transcription by RNA polymerase II
Cellular component (GO): core mediator complex; mediator complex
Molecular function (GO): transcription coregulator activity
Source: RefSeq, a predicted model, not a curated record